Messenger RNA from Grosmannia clavigera kw1407, 1422 nucleotides. RefSeq names its product salicylaldehyde dehydrogenase. The coding region runs from base 1 to 1422 and encodes 473 amino acids. Lineage: Eukaryota; Fungi; Ascomycota; Sordariomycetes; Ophiostomatales; Ophiostomataceae. The transcript is spliced from 4 exons. The record is from RefSeq and is a predicted model, not a curated record. Gene Ontology annotation, molecular function: succinate-semialdehyde dehydrogenase (NAD+) activity.
AUGAGUUCUUCGCUUGAAAUGACGACCAACGACCAUGCAAACAGCCAUGGCAGUACGGUGCCGCUUCUCAUCGACGGCAAAGAUGUGCACACGGCCCAGAAGAUGGCUGUUGUAUCGUCUGAGCAGAAACGCACGGUGUGGAAGGCAGCAGCUGCUUCGAAUGCCGACGCUCUUGCGGCGCUCGAGGCUGCCAGCCGAGCCUUCCCGGCAUGGUCGGCGACAAAGCCGGCUGCUCGACGGGAUAUUCUCAUCAGAGCAGCAGACGUCUUUGACCGGCGGGCGGAAGAGCUGAAAGGGUACAUGAAGGAGGAGACGAGCGCCCAUGCGGCAUUUUCCGAAUUCAACAUCGCCACGUCGUCAGGCAUUUUGCGCGAUGUCGCUGGCCGGGUCAGCACUGCGCUCUGUGGCAGCUAUCCUGUUUGCGAUGAGCCUGGGACGCAGGCGGUGGUGGUGAAGGAGCCGUAUGGGGUUGUCCUCGGCAUUGCACCCUGGAAUGCUCCUUACAUUUUGGGGAUACGAUCAGUGGUGUAUGCGCUCGCAGCAGGGAACACGUGCAUUCUCAAGGGCAGUGAGUUUGCACCCCGUUGCUUCUGGGCCAUUGGGUCUGUUUUUCGCGAAGCUGGCCUACCAGCUGGCUGUCUCAACGUGAUCUUCCACCGGCCAGAAGACGCUGCCUCCAUUACGGCUCAGUUGAUCGAGCAUGACGCUGUCAAGAAGAUUAACUUCACUGGCAGCACUGCUGUGGGCAGGAUCAUCGCACAGACGGCAGGCCGAAAUCUGAAGCCUACCCUGAUGGAGCUGGGCGGCAAGAACAGCGCGAUUGUGUGCGAGGAUGCCGACUUGGACAGAGCGGCCCAACAAUGCGCCCUGGGAACCUUUUUACAUGCUGGCCAGGUCUGCAUGUCGACAGAGAGGAUUCUGGUGCAUAAGAGCGUGCUGAAGCUAUUUACGGGGAAGUUCAAAAAGGCCAUUGAGACGAUUUUUGAUAGCGGCCUGGUGCAGGAUGCACUGAGCAAAGGAGCAGAGCAUGUUCAUGGCACGAUCCCCUCGCCAGAGGCGGGCGCCUUGGUAAUCACGCCGACGGUGCUGGGAGGCGUAACAAAGGAAAUGGAUGUGUACUACACCGAGAGCUUUGGCCCGUGUGUCAGUCUGAUUGCUGUGGACAGUGACGAGGAAGCGGUGGCGAUAGCCAAUGACUCCGACUACGGGCUGAGCGGAGCGGUCUUCACCAAGGACCUGAGCAAGGGGCUGUCUAUGGCUGGACGGAUCGAGUCGGGGGCGGUGCACAUCAACAGCAUGACAAUACACGACGAGGCUGGGCUGCCGCAUGGCGGAGUGAAGAGCAGCGGAUGGGGGCGGUUCAAUGCACAGGCGGGAUUGGUUGAGUUUCUCAGGAGCAAGACGAUCACAUUUCAGAUCUAA